AGCCAGCAGCAGACAUCAACCUCCACCUCUUACCCUCAUCCAGGACCUGCCUCAAUCUUCCUCUCGGAUUCCACCAUGACACCUUGGGGAGGGCUGGCUUUGUCAGAAUCUUCUUUUACAUCCAUCCCCCAACCUCCGCCUCCACGGCCUCCUCCAUCUCUCCCCCCUCCUGCUCCUCAGCCAACGCCUUCAAGCCCAUAUCGACGCAGACAGAACGAAGAGGUUUCAAGUUCCAGUUUCAACUCUGAGGUUCCGUCUCCGCCUGUUGUGGUCCCUCAGAGCCAUACAGGCGGAGCGGUGAGAGGGUUCCGGCAACGGCGGAAGAUUCUGCCCCAGCGUCGGGUGCCCCGUCCUCCCCGUCUCCCACCGCUGCAUCCCGUCACCAACCUGAGCUUCUCACGCAGCUUCACCUUCUCUUUCUUUGAGCUGCCGCUGCACCAGUCACCGCGCCAUCGGGCCGAGCGCAUCAGAAACCUCAUGCUGCUUUUGAAACAGAUACACUUCUGAAGAAUCACUUCUUCAAAACAAAUGUUCCUUGAUUUGUUUGUCCAUUUAUAUUCUAAUGGGGCCUCCGUUUUCUAAAACAUAUGCUAAUCUAAGUGCUACAUUUUAAAUGUAUCGUCGUUAUUUGUUUCCAUCAAAUGUAAUACAGUUAGGAAAGUUUCUGUAUUUUCUGUAAAGAAUGGGAGCUCCUUGGGGAUCUUCACAUUUUCAAUAAUAUUUUGAAUUCCCAAUUUGGUAUUCAAAUUUGAAAGGAAAAUCUCCCCUCUCUAUAUCCUAUAUGACCUCUAAACUCAAACUUUGGGCAGUGUUUUGACUUUUUUUGACUUUCAAUUUCUCUUAACUCUUCCUUUCUUUCUUUCUUUCUUUCUUUCCUUUUUUUACAAUCCUGGGAUCAAACAUUCAUUAUGGCAUUGUUGGUGACUCACAUACAUUUCUGUUUCUCUACUGUGGUGAGAUUAAAGGACAAUAAAAACCAGUACAGUGAGAUUAAAGGGCACUUUUUUUUCAUUAUCUCUCUCUCGUCUCUUCUCGUCUAAAUUGAUGAGGCAAUCUUCAUUUCCCUCAUAUGGACAGCGCUGAGCAAAAUGGCCUUUCUCCCAACAUGCAGCCUCAUCUGGCUGUUGGCCUGGACGAAACACAGCUGGAUGUCCUUGGGGAACGGGUAGGAAAGGAGCCCCUGACAGUUUUGGAGAGAGUGAAGGCACAGUGUUGGUGUUCUGGUCCUAGGUUGAAGAGCUUACUGCUGGGCUUUUUCCCUGUGCUGUCAUGGCUUCCUCGCUACUCCAUCAAAGAAAAUGCUAUUGGAGACUUGGUGUCUGGAAUCAGCGUUGGGGUCAUACAUCUACCACAGGGUAUGGCCAACGCCAUGUUGGUAGGAGUUCCUCCAGUGUUUGGUCUCUACACCUCCCUCUAUCCUCUGAUCAUCUACUUCAUCUUCGGCACUUCCAAACACCUCUCCAUGGGUACUUUUGCUUUACUAGCCAUCAUGCUUGGGUCAGUGACAGCCAACGUGGAGUUGCUAAGCAACGGUUCUGAAGAGAGUAAGAUUGAUGUGGAAGCAGCCAAAAUCAACAUGGCUGUCCAAAUCACCUUCCUUUGUGGCCUUAUUCAGCUCCUGCUGUACCUGCUGCAAGGAGGCGGCGUGUGUCGCUGGUUGUCUGAUGCUGUAAUCAGAGGAUACACCACAGCAGCAGCUCUGCAUGUUAUCAUCCUGCAACUGCCGCUGAUGACUGGAAUAGCUGCUCAGAGAUACACUGGACUGUUGGCUUCAUCUUGGACUCUAAAGGAUGUUCUGCUUGGAGUAACCUCUGCUGUACCCGGGGCCCUGACAGUCUCUGGGGUUUCCAUGGUGAUACUCAUCGGAGGCAAGAUGCUGAAUGAGCGUUUUAAAAACAAGAUUCCUAUAGCCAUACCGUGGGAACUUAUACUGAUUGUCCUGGGCACCAUCCUGUCUGUGCAGAUGGAUCUGUCAGGACAGCACAGAGUCCAGGUGGUGGGACACAUACCCAGUGGCCUGUCUCCUCCAGUCCUUCCCUCUCUUUCUCAGGUCAGAGAGCUGUUUAUUCCAGCUCUAUGUGCUGCUCUGGUUGGCUUCAGUUUCCUCUCGGCAAUGGGCUCAGUGUUCGCCCGCAAACACAGCAGUCACGUGGACCCCAGUCAGGACCUGCUGGCUCUGGGUUUGUGUAACACCAUAGGAGCAAUGUUCCAGUGCUUCGCUGUCAGCUGCUCCUUCUCUCGCAGCAUGGUCCAGGAUAGUACUGGAGUCAAAUCACAGAUGGCAGGAUUGGUAUCAGCUUUGGUGAUUUUAACCAUUUUGCUGAAGAUCGGUCACCUCUUUGAGCAGCUGCCAAAGGCAGUGUUGGCAGUGAUCAUCACGGUGAACCUGCAGGGGAUGCUGGCUCAGUUCAAAGAUGUGUGUGUGCUCUGGAAGGCUGACAGAUUAGACCUGCUGGUGUGGACGGCAUCACUGCUCUCCACGCUGGUCUUUAACCUGGACUUGGGUCUGGCCGUGGCUGUCGUCUUCUCUCUACUCACACUCAUCUACAGGACACAACACUCCUCCUCUGUGGUGUUGGGUCGUAUUCCUGGUACUGACUGUUACAGAGAUAUGGGGCUGUACACCCAGGCACAAAAGGUUCCUGGUGUGACGAUACUCUCCUGUUCCAGCCCAAUUUACUUUGCCAACUCUGAAGUGGUCUUCACAGAGAUCAGACAGGCGGUGAGUCGUGGUCAGAAGGAGAACCCAGCAGGAGUCCACAGCGCUGGUUUGUCCUCCUCCCCCUCCUCGUCCUCAGCCCAGAUGUGGACAGACACUCAUUGUUUGGUGCUUGAUCUCAGCUCGGUUAACUUCAUGGACUCAACUGCUAUGAAAUCAUUUUGCAAGGUUAUGGAAGACUUGGAGGUCCACGGUGUCAGUGUGUUCCUCGCUACAUGUCCAGAGAACAUUUCCUCCCAGCUCCAGUCUCAGGUUUGUAUACCAGACGUCCUGCCUGGCUCUCGUCUCUUCCCAUCAGUCCAUCACGCCGUCCAGCGCUGCCUCAGCAUAAUGCCCACGCCUCUACAGGAAAUCAACUCAGAAAGUCGAUGUUGAACCUACAACAUGAAUGCUGCUUUUACACGUUACUAACAGAACAGUUCAGUGAUCUCUUUGAUAUAAAGGAUGUUGAGACAUCAUAAAGAUCAUUUCUAACUAUUUUUAUUUAGAUAAAAGUCAUUUACAGCUGAACAGUUUGUACAGUUUAUGUCUUUACUAGUCACAUAUUUUGAGAAAAUAAACAUUAUUUUCCAUAA
Labrus bergylta (ballan wrasse) is the source of this 3294-nucleotide messenger RNA. Its product is annotated as prestin. Gene Ontology annotation, cellular component: plasma membrane. The record is from RefSeq and is a predicted model, not a curated record. Lineage: Eukaryota; Metazoa; Chordata; Actinopteri; Labriformes; Labridae. Gene Ontology annotation, molecular function: secondary active sulfate transmembrane transporter activity; chloride transmembrane transporter activity; bicarbonate transmembrane transporter activity. Gene Ontology annotation, biological process: transmembrane transport.